AUGAACGUGUCAUCAGCCAACGUGACGGUGGUUUUACAAUAUCGAGACUCCGUCACUAAAGCUGUGAUCAAGAAUGUGAUCGUUCUGGUUUUUGGGAUCACCAUCAACUUCAUCGAUGCGAGCCUCAUUCACACAUUCUGCAAACACCAGAUCUUCUACAUGAAUCCUCGGUAUAUCCUUUUUAUUCACCUGGUGGUCAAUGACAUGAUCCAAGUGACCGUGUCGGUCUCCCUUUUUCUCAUCAGCUACACCAUCUACAAACUAAAUGUCUCAGUCUGUUGUGCCUUAGUCUUGCUUACUCUUUACGCAACUGAAAACACUCCUCUGAACCUGGCCUGCAUGGCGGUGGAGUGCUACAUCGCCGUCUGCAUGCCCCUUCGCCAUGUGCAAAUCUGCACUAUCCAAAGAACGUUAAUACUGAUAGGCUUAAUCUGGACUGUAACCUCGUUUAAUGUUCUUUCUGACCUCUUCAUCACUUUGGCCACACAGCCUCUGGACUUCUUUCAUUCUCGAGUGUUUUGCCUCAGGAAAACCGUCUUCCCAAGUCCCCUCAUCAUCAAGAAGAGGGACAUCACAUAUUCAGUGUUUCUAGUUAUAGUUUGGGGCACUAUCUUAUACACGUACUUCAGAAUUCUCUUCGCUGCAAAAACAGCGAGCAAAGAUGCUAAAAAAGCCAGAAACACCAUCCUCCUCCACGUUUUCCAGCUGCUGCUCUGUAUGGCUUCAUAUGCGACCCCCCAGUUGAAAGAUGCUCUGCAGCAGUGGUUUCCUAAGAGUUUCACAGACUCCUUGUUCGUUUGCUACAUCAUUGUACAGAUCCUGCCAAGAUCUAUCAGUCCCAUCAUCUAUGGCUUACGAGACAACACUUUCAGAAAGUACUUAAAAAGGAUCUGUUGUGUAAAGUCGGCAUAA
Molecule: messenger RNA, 912 nt
Organism: Larimichthys crocea (large yellow croaker)
Lineage: Eukaryota; Metazoa; Chordata; Actinopteri; Sciaenidae
Product: odorant receptor 131-2-like
Exons: 2
Coding region: 1-912 (303 amino acids)
Biological process (GO): G protein-coupled receptor signaling pathway; detection of chemical stimulus involved in sensory perception of smell
Cellular component (GO): membrane
Molecular function (GO): G protein-coupled receptor activity; odorant binding; olfactory receptor activity
Source: RefSeq, a predicted model, not a curated record